This is a messenger RNA of Xyrichtys novacula (pearly razorfish), 2965 nucleotides long. The record is from the annotation of a GenBank genome assembly. Lineage: Eukaryota; Metazoa; Chordata; Actinopteri; Labriformes; Labridae.
GUUUACUGUUGCCAAGCAACAGCAAAGCGCCUCAUCGAGGACCUCUUGCUACGCUCAGUUCUCGAUACAAGGGGUCACGCCGUUUUGUUUUGUGUAGUUUUGUUUUGUGUACUUUUGUUUUGCAAUGGCCGAAAAGAAGAAAGAGACGCCGAAUAUGGUUCAUGAGAACACCAUUUUUAUCGAGACUGUCAAGAAGGAGCUGAGACACCUGAAACUCCAGACAGAGGUCAGCUUCAAUCCCUACAGGAAAGGUGAGCAGCUCUGAUUUUGCGUUUCUUUAACAUUUUAUGCACGUUAGAUUAGAGAAGAUUAGCUUAGAUGGACAUUUACCGAUCCUUCUGGGAAAUUAAAACACCCAUAGUCGUGGACGUUAAACUCAAAAGAGUAUCCUCACUUAUGUUUUUGUUGCGCCGCAAUCUCAGCUAGUUCCACUCCUGCUGUCAAACAAAACCAAAUAGGCUCUUUACAUGUACUUUUGCAACUAAUUUGGUUUCUAUGUUUAACAUAAAUCAGAUUCGUUUGUGUACAUUUUUGUAAGCAGACAGUUAAAUGUGAAUUAAAUAUGAACGGUCUCUUGACCUGACUGACGCGGAGUGAUACGUCCAGUCAAAAGUGACAUACCAUUAUACUGUGUACUGGCAUUCAUGGAACGUCUGUUGUCCAAUCAGAUUGCGGAAACAGAACCGCAGACUGUACUGUCAGAUGUGUGUUCUUGUCAUACCUAAUCAGAUUUUUACCAAGCAACAUUUGAUCCUGUGUGGCAUUGUAAAACUUGGAGUUGUUCUUCGUAAUGUUUUUGUGUGUUUUCACUUUUUCUCAGUGCAUCUACUGCCAGACAAACCUAUGGCUAGAAAACAACCAGAGAUCCUCGUAGAUACCAGUGAGUACACUAUAUAGGGGAGAGUGGGGUAAGUCGAGCCAAAGGGUAAGUUGAGCCACCCCCUGAUGCUUGGAAAUGGUAAAAGAAAUUGAUCAGGUGACCAAAUAUUUAGGAGAUGAGCAUCAAUUCAUGGAGUCUGUGAAGGUUAGAAGCACAAGGGUGAAGGGGUUCGACAUAUUAUCAAGACAGUUCUGUUUACACUCAUUCUGUUGGUUUGCAGGGAUGAACAUGUUGAAAUAUCUGCAGAUACACUAGUUACAGACAAAACUAUGAUUGUCUUGAUGUAGUGAUCCGAAAUAUGAAAAAUGGCUCAUCUUACCCCACUCUGCCCUACUGAUUAAGAGGUUUAAAGGUAUACCAUGUAUGACUUUAUUUAGCAUUUAUACCACUUUGAAUAGAGAAAUUAGUUUGUAUUAAUUAAGCAAAACUCUCUUUUCAGCUGAAUACAUCGAAGCCUACCGCAGGAUCCACCAGGAACCCUCAAAGAAAUACCCUGAGCCGCUGACAGAGAGUCAGAAGAUCGGUUGGUGGGCAUCUCAACUGGUGAGGAAAACACAGUUCAGGCAUUCAUUUUGGAGCAAUCACCAAAUGACUGGACUUCAGGGUGGCAUUGUGGGCAUGGAUCCCCAAUUUGUGAUUUGCUGAUCUAUCUCAAAUGCUUAAGACUCUAUUUUUGUUUUUUCAGACUCCUCAGAAGCGCAGCGACAGGCUUUAUUUCCCACGAGUCUGCACUGAUGUGACCAGACACUAAAAGUCACUGCUGCAUCAGAUCUCUAUAGAUCUGACUGUGCCUCAAAGUAUUAAAGAAUGAAAGAAGCAGAAACUUGGUGGAAAUCGUGUGAGCUCGUCAAAGUUAGAGGACUGAAAAAUGAGAAUAUUUGAAGAUCUUUUAUAUUAGGUAUGAAUGUCUAAAUGUGAAAGUGGUAAUAAGAUUAUUUUUAAAAGUUUUAAGAUUCAGGUUUGUGGAUUAACCUCCCAAAAAGCUGCUGUAGCUACAAGUAUUUUCCUGUCAAACUGAAGAGAUGUGCCCCAGAAACAAAAAGUGUGUUCACAAAUGUCACAGUAUUACUUUUACUAGGAUGCAAAUCUUAAUCACCCAGAAGCGUUUCACAAAAUCAUCAACAUGAGUGUUUAACCACGUCACACAGCCCCAGCUCAGACACGACCAAACACCAAGAAUCGGACCUGUGUUCAUGGAGUAAGAACAAGACAGAAAAACAUCCUCUAAAAGUAAGAACCUUAGAUCAGAUUUUUAUUUAUCAAACACUCAGAUGUCAUCAGCCAAAGCUGCCGUUCUGCAUUUCCAUCUGAGCAAACAAAGAAACAGACUUGCAUGGCAAACACUCGCACAGGUCUACACAAAGCGGCCUUACCCAUCACAUCCUAAUCAUAUUAAUGAAUGGAGGAAAGGGCAAAAGUAGCAGCUGCUCAAUAUUAUUAAAUGUCAUGUCACAUGGGGAGAAUCGAUGAGUCAAGGAGCUGAGUUUGUAAAAAAAAAUAAAACAAAAUAAACUCUGAAGGGCACACAAUGCAGACGAGAUGGUGAGAAGGUUAAUGUAGAUACUGAGGCUUAUCAAAAAAGAGGCUAAGGGCCAAAAAUUAAGUCUGCAGUAUGUCUUAAUAUUGUCGGAUUCUCUCUGUAGUUUGAGUAUCUCUGUGUAGUCCACAAUCUCUCAGGGUCCUUCUUUCACAGAUUGGCAGGACUGCUCUUUCUCUCUCUCUCUCAGGGUCUCCAACAUCAAUCCAGACAUAUUUCAUAGCAAACUGAAUUAAAGGUGUAAAAAAAGCCCACGUUCUCCUGCAUGUCUCUGGAUGCCUAUAGAGGAGCAGGCCUAUGAAAUCCUGCCUGAAACCAAGAGUCCAGUCUGGCAUUUUCACCAGCGAAUGUCCAUUCAGUUUAAGAGCGAGACUUCAUUUUCCUGCGGACUGAUUUGCCCGGACGUUUCUGAAAAACAAAAGAGAGAGAUAUUAAGUUUCUUUUUUUCUGCAGAGGAAACUGUUCACUGAGUAGUAUUAAAAUUCUCUUCAACCACUGUCCUUCAUUCAUCAAUCCAGACUAUCUUUGAAAUAAAUGAGUCACUCACA